CUCCAUCAUGGCGCCAACGUUCGACGAUAGCAAGUCCGUCACCAAAGCACCUCCAUCAUAUACCACGAUUUCCACAUCUGCAUUAGCAGAUUCCCUCCAUCACGGACGAUCGUCUGUAUUUCCCUUUCUACAAAGCAAGCAGAAACGGAACACCGCUCUAACUUGCAUCCGUGAUAUAGUUACCGCUCCCGAUUUUACGCCCUCCUCUGUCGCCCCUAUUAUUAACGCCUGCGCUGCUGCGCUCUCAGCUGCUGAUUUCUCCGAACUCCUGCAAAAACCUAACAUUGAGGGUCACACAGCGCUCUAUUGGGCAGUUGUGAAUGACAGGCGAGAAGCCUUUUCGGCAUUAUCAGGAUUUACCCCCAAAUUUUCCUCUGCCUGCUCUUCCGACCUGCGUCUCGCGUGCACGACAGCUAGUGACCAGGCAUUGUUUGUACAGCUGAAUUUGGGAUAUAUGAAUUUCAAGGAUGAGCCGAUCAAACGCUGUUUAGGUUGUCCGGCCGACGACGUUCAGGUGGACUCGGGGGACGGACUGGACCAGAACCAAUUCGUUGCUCAUUUCCUCAUCAGGAAGUUUCAGAAACGUUUGCGCACUACACAGAGUGUGGAUGUAGAAUUUGUUGCAGCAGGACGUAUAUGGUUUUUGCGAUUUUAUAUGGAUCUUGAUGGGAAGUGGCGUAUUGGGUUUGGAAUUUCAGAUCCUAGCCAUCCAGCGCGUCCAGUUGCCUCAAUUCUGAUUGAGGCUCACCGAGGGGAUCCUGGCUGUGCAGCCCCAUAUGAAGGGCUACAAUUCGGUCCCUCAAAAUCAGUUGUGCUUGCACCUCCUGGACACAACAUGCACAAGAGCAAGGGCGAUGUGAAAGUCCUAGUAUUUUGGUCGAUGACUGACUGGCCGAUGGACGACCAUACUAAAUAUGUUGACUGCGAUGGCAGCCUGCAUGUAAAGAUGACGAUGAGAUUGAAUUAGC
Messenger RNA from Suillus clintonianus, 968 nucleotides. RefSeq lists its product as uncharacterized. Bases 8 to 967 code for a protein of 319 amino acids. NCBI's taxonomy places the organism in Eukaryota, Fungi, Basidiomycota, Agaricomycetes, Boletales, Suillaceae. The transcript is spliced from 5 exons. The record is from RefSeq and is a predicted model, not a curated record.